AUGUCGGAGGAAUUUGACUGGCUUUCCCGUCUGGGCCGUUAUCUUCCCAUUUCCUUGGCUAUGCGGGGGGUGCGACGAGUUCGAAAGGCCCUCAAAACCCAGUUUUCGAAGGAGGAAAAGAUACCCGAAAAUGUUGUCGAAGAAGUGAUCACUGGUCGUCCCCAGAUUUCACUCCCUUGGCCUGUUGCAGACUACGACACCUGGAAAUACCGAGGCGGGCCACCAUUAGAAAGAUACUAUCGCGGACAGGAAUCCCCAUACGUGUUCGACAAAGGGGAAGUCUUCGCAAGGCCCAGUUCCUACCCGCUUGCACUGAACCCGACAUACGAGCGGCCCGCGCAUCCAUUGCAUCCAUUGGACUCCGUACCCGGACGACCACUGCCCAACGACCAGGGGGAUGAGGAGAUGCACCCUGCCACAGUUAUGGCGGUAGUAGCCUGGAUCGGGGCAAACCUAUCCCACAUACCCCACACCGUCUGCGGUCUCUCAGCCAUGGUGAUGUACGGGUACACAGCGCGCAGGGCGCGACAUGUCACCAUCCUCUUCCCAGGCCACACGCACGACGUCGUGCGCAGCUGGGCCGCCACGAAAGGCGUCGAGACCUACCCGAACAACAAGUACGAAUUCGGCGUCAGACUUCCAAACGACGGCGACAAGGUCAGGAGAGUCCGGAUCAGGUUCACCACCAGCGAAACGUUCCUCCGUCUGCCCCACACGAUUGUCAACGGAGCCGACUUCGGCGAACACGGCGCGAGGAUACUGGGCCUGUCGGCGCUGAUUAACUAUUCCGCGAAGUCAUACAUGGAGACCAGGGGCGGACCCAGGGCCAUGGCGGCGCAGAUGCAGACGGCGCAGGAUUUGACUUGGCUGGUGCACCGGCUCAUCGUUCUCCACAGGACGGUGGCGCCGGAGGAGAUGCCGCAUUUCUACAAUCCGUUGUUUUUGGAUCCGUUUGAGUGUACCUUUCCGGAUGCAAGGGAACUCUUUGUCGAAGCGCGUCUUCUCCCGGGGGAAGGAAUUGGCGGAGGUUCUCGGCCGGUAUCUUCCACGAGUAUCGACUCAGGAUUCAUGAACUACAUCCGGUACAAUGAUUUUGUGAAGGGACAAAAGAGGAGCAACAGGCUUUCAAAGAAGUUGCGGACAAAGCCGACUAGUAUAGUCGCGUCCAGGCCGCAGCCACAAGAACGGGCCUCACACGGAAGGAUCGAGGAGGGCGAGUCUUCUACGGCAGGGCAUACGGGGAAUCCGGAGGAGAAAGGAUUAAUAGGGCCGGUUCCAGUGUCCCAAAUGUUCCGAACUACGUUUGACGACGGCAUCGAGGAUUUACCUUUGUCGAGGUGGGCUGAGCCCGUGGUCAAACCGGGACCGUUGGCAGGUACAGCAUUACCUCGCUACGAGGCAAUUGCUGAGGCUCAUACCAAUUUCUUUGAGGCAGGCGAGAUCCGUGGGUGGGAUAGAGAGCGACACCGUAGUCUGGCCAUCACGGUUUCCCCCCCAGAUCACAUCUAA
Molecule: messenger RNA, 1509 nt
Organism: Scedosporium apiospermum
Lineage: Eukaryota; Fungi; Ascomycota; Sordariomycetes; Microascales; Microascaceae
Exons: 2
Coding region: 1-1509 (502 amino acids)
Source: RefSeq, a predicted model, not a curated record